AUGGCACAAAACAGACGCCACCUUAACGACAAUUCGUCUUUGGACUCGUCGCAAGAUACCUUCAAGGGCUUGCCUGUUGGCAGCAUCAGACUCUCGGGAGAGACAAACGAAUAUGUGAUUGUGGGCGACAAAAAGUACCCUACCCAUGAAUUCAUGAGAGCGUUCGGUGGAAUGUUGUUCAACCAGCCUAUUCCUCCGCAGGCAUGGAAUUUCGGUAAUCCAGCAUCGCUCGGUUUGAGUGCGUUUGCCAUGACGACCUUUGUGUUGUCCAUGGUCAAUGCUGGAGUAUUGAACAUUCAUAAGCCACAGAUCGUCUUGGGCCUUUCGUGUUUCUACGGAGGCGCAGUGCAAUUUGCUGCGGGAAUCUGGGAGUUUUUCUUGGGAAACACUUUCGGUUCGGUGGCCUUGACACUGUACGGUGCCUUCUGGUUGGCGUACUCAUCGCUUUUCUUCGAGGCAUUUGGUGUUGCUGCUGCCUACAAGGGCCACGAAGACCAGAUGCGGAACGCCAUUGGUUUUUUCUUGCUCGGCUGGACGCUUUUCUCAUUUAUGCUUUUCCUUGUCACGCUCAAAUCCACGGUUCCGUUCAUGUCGCUUUUCAUUACUUUGGUGAUUACCUUUAUCUUCUUGACCUCCGGUGAGCUUGCCAAUAACAAGACAUUGACCAAAGUUGGAGGAAUAUUUGGAAUCAUUACAUCAUUCAUUGCGUGGUAUAAUGCCUGGGCUGGUGUGGCCACCAGGCAGAACUCAUACUUCACCUACUACCAAAUGCCUCUUGUGAAGAGGGACUAA
Australozyma saopauloensis is the source of this 792-nucleotide messenger RNA. RefSeq names its product acetate uptake transporter family protein. The record is from RefSeq and is a predicted model, not a curated record. Gene Ontology annotation, molecular function: acetate transmembrane transporter activity. Gene Ontology annotation, cellular component: plasma membrane. Lineage: Eukaryota; Fungi; Ascomycota; Pichiomycetes; Serinales; Metschnikowiaceae. Bases 1 to 792 code for a protein of 263 amino acids. The transcript has a single exon.